GCUAAAAAGAUGGAUGGAUUACAGUGACGAGUAUUUUAGAAUUGAAGAGGUGGAGAAAGCAAAAAAUGGAGGCAUCGUCUUCACUGAGUUUGAGCAGGAAAGUGCAAAAUGGGGUUGACGUAGGUGAUGGCGUCAUCAUCGUCGACCAUGGCUCCCGCCGCAAGGAGUCCAAUCUUAUGCUAAAUGAGUUUGUGGCCAUGUUCAGAGAGAAAACCAAAUAUCCUAUCGUGGAGCCUGCUCAUAUGGAACUAGCUGAGCCAUCUAUCAAAGAUGCUUUCAAUUCAUGUGUUCAACAAGGUGCAAAACGCGUUAUAGUUAGCCCGUUUUUCUUGUUCCCGUGUAGACAUUGGCACCAGGACAUUCCGUCUCUAACAGCAGAAGCUGCAAAGGACCAUCCAGGGGUGUCGUAUGUUGUUACUGCCCCACUCGGUCUGCAUGAAAAGCUCGUGGAUGUGGUGAACGACAGAAUUAAUUAUUGCUUGAGCCACGUUGCUGGCGAAGUAGAUGAGUGCUCGGUAUGUUCUGGAACCGGAAAAUGCCAGCUCUAUAAUUAGCGCUACAAUAUUUCAGCUCAGAUAUUUGAGCAAUCCGAAAAUGAAGGUAUCUUAAUUAAGUCGAUAUUUCAACUCAACCCAAUAAAAAAUGUGUAGUUUUUUGCUUUUUGGUCUGUAUUUUUCAUGUACUCCGACAGAUCAAAUUUUCUUCUUUACGAUAUUCCUUUUCCUAGUCAAAGAGAAAAUCAUAGACAACUGUUGUUUUGUUUUCUCCAAAUUUCCCGAGGCAUCGUGAAAUUAAAUUCCAACGAAUUGUAAAACAUCCAUUUGAUUGAAACGAACGUAGUAAAAGCUUUCUACU
Molecule: messenger RNA, 855 nt
Organism: Erythranthe guttata (spotted monkey flower)
Lineage: Eukaryota; Viridiplantae; Streptophyta; Magnoliopsida; Lamiales; Phrymaceae
Gene: SIRB
Product: sirohydrochlorin ferrochelatase B
Molecular function (GO): lyase activity
Source: RefSeq, a predicted model, not a curated record